UUCAACAACACCAUUUCUUGUUGCUGCUUCAUUCGUCAUCGAUCUGCGCCUGCGAUUAUCUCUAUCUCCGUCAAAAUCACCUCAUCUCCUCGAUUCUUAUUUUCUCUCAGGUAAGAUCAUGUUGACUGAAAGUCCAUUUAGGCCACGAGAGAAGCUUCUUGAGAAGCAGAGAUUGUUCCAGAGCAUCCAAAGGCACACUUACUUGAAAGGACCAAUGGACAAGAUCACCUCCGUUGCUAUUCCCCUUGCCUUGGCUGCUAGCUCUCUCUACAUGAUUGGAACAGGGAUCUACAACAUGUCAAAUGGAAUUGGCAAAAAGGAAUAAGCAGCUUCUUCUUCUUCUUUUUUCCUGUUCCUAUUUUAUGCUUUUUGGUUCCUCGAUGUAUCAGUGGCUGCCAUAUGCAGUAGCAGACUAAAGUUUACACUGGUCUUUAUCUUGAAGCUGUUUAUUGCGUUUUGCCAAAUAAUUGCUUAGUCACAGACAAUGUCGAAGGCUGAAGAUAUUUGAUGUUAUAAAGUUCCAAUGAAUCCUUUGUGUUUGUUUUUUUUUCCUUUCUUCUAAACUUUGUAUGCAUGUGGUCUCAUUCACAUGAUAAUACUGAUAUGAAUGUGAACGCAUUUGAAU
Camelina sativa (false flax) is the source of this 625-nucleotide messenger RNA. RefSeq lists its product as uncharacterized. Lineage: Eukaryota; Viridiplantae; Streptophyta; Magnoliopsida; Brassicales; Brassicaceae. The record is from RefSeq and is a predicted model, not a curated record.